Orbilia oligospora ATCC 24927 is the source of this 4770-nucleotide messenger RNA. RefSeq lists its product as uncharacterized. Gene Ontology annotation, biological process: actin filament severing; barbed-end actin filament capping. Gene Ontology annotation, molecular function: phosphatidylinositol-4,5-bisphosphate binding; actin filament binding. The coding region runs from base 1 to 4770 and encodes 1589 amino acids. The record is from RefSeq and is a predicted model, not a curated record. NCBI's taxonomy places the organism in Eukaryota, Fungi, Ascomycota, Orbiliomycetes, Orbiliales, Orbiliaceae. The transcript is spliced from 5 exons.
AUGGACCCUCCCUCGGAAGCCGAUGACAAUCAGGUGACCGAAUUCCUGCAGCGUAUCCGAGAACUAGACGACAAGAGAGAUCGAGAAGAUGAAGAACGAACCCGGAAACUGGAAGAGGAUAUCCUGGCCCGGCGAGAGGCCAGGCAGAGGUUACGAGAAGAGAGAGCGAGAUCACUGUCACCAGAAAAGAUGAUGCCGAUUGGCACACCGUUGAGCUAUAGGUCAAGAGUAACCGAUGGCAGCCCGAUGGCAGCUCUCCAAGACUCGCCUUUAGCCUCUAGAUCUAAACCAAAACCCCCAUCAACACCUGAACCAACAGCUGCUGAAGCUCGUAACGAUGCCCUUGAAAGGUUAAUGAGUGAUUCGAGACCACUACCAACACCACCGUCUAAACCUCUCACCACUGCAAGCCAUACAUUCACCCCGUCUCCAUCUUCCGUCACAGGGUCGACUCGACGGCCGUUCAAUCAAGCGGGAAAGCCUCUCUCCUGGCAAAGGAGACCCCAAUCAGUAGCUUUCGGAGAACGGGAAAGACCAACUUUUACACAAUCUACUUUUUCGAGAACGAGCAGCGUCGCAGGUGAUGACAAUGAAAGCGAUGCCGGUUCCGAAAUAUCAAGAGAUCAGAUCGCCAAAAACCUCGGUUCCAAAGAUCCAUCCUAUUUUCGACAAACAGCAGACCGAGGUUUCAAAUCUGCAGCUUUACGAAGAGAUGCAGAGGAUAGCUAUAGUGGCGGUGGCGCCAGGAUGGCAUUGCCCGGGAUGUCGGAUAGGACAACUGAGCCACCGAGGCCUCUUUCAUCGUUAUCCAAUGCCAGUGGGACGACGUCAUUCUCUGCACCCCUGACAGAAUUCAAAAGCAUCUCAAAGGCGAAAUCGUUUCUCGAUUCUCUCCCUGAUGACAGACCUUUAAGUGCAGGUGAAUCGAUGCCUUGGAAAACCCCAUCAUAUGCAUCUAAAGCCCAUCAGCAAAUUGAGUCAUCCUUUUCUGGGCUCGGGCCACACGAGGAGGAGGAGAACUCUCUAAUGCCAUCAGCGUAUAUUAUAUCUAAUAGCGGCAGAAACUCCCCAGAAAAGAUGGGAAGACCACCAAGUCCAACGAAGGGACUCGGCGGGUUCGUCCAGAGUGCUAUGUUAAAGCGAGAUGCUUCAGUAAGAAAACCCCCCGUGGGGAACCCAGCGUCAACAUUGUCAAGAUCAGGUAGCAAUGUUUCCGACAAAGAACGGACGACUCCCAUCCGACGAGAGCGUGCCCUUUCUACUUUAUCGAGAGAUGGUACACCAGCACCGGAAGACAAAGAAAUCGAAGAACGUAGAGGAAGGGAGAUGUCACCUGCCGAGUCCGUCGUGUCAACUUCGACUGAUGGUUGGAGGGGUAGAACGGAAGCAACACCACCAACAUCUCCGUCGAAGACGAUGAACCCUCGGAGAUGGAGUCCUACAAAAUCAUCGUGGCUAGAGUCUGCAUUACAGAAGGACAUUGCCCCUGUCAUCGGGUCUCAACCGCCGCUCAUGUUCUCCCCUUCAAGAGAGAGUUCGCAUAGGUCACCUACACGUGACAAAUCAAUCAAAACGGCUCGGGAUGCCGCAGCUAUUCGUGAGGAACGGGCUCGCGCCAGGGCGGCUGCGCACCACGUUCCACGAAAAAUGUCCGUAGAUUCUCAAACUGACCACCCACGCUUCGACUCUAGCAGCUUUUCCAGGCCGACUAUCCAGCCAAGAUCUGCAAUGCUCUCGAAAAGACCCCUUAGUGAAAUUUUCAAUCCUCCACCGGCUUUUGAUUUUGCGGCACCCUUCGAGAAAACAGUUGUGGAAGAAGAACCGGUUGAGGAGGCACCUAAACCAGAGGCUUCUUCUUCUAUUCCUCGCCCGGCCAUUUCUUCGAAGCCCUCUAUUCCGGAAAAACUAGCCAAUGGCACCGAUUCUAAGGAUAAACCGCCUAUUAAGAGCAAACCUGUCUUCGAACGAGGACCAGGCAAAACAAUGACCAUAGAUCCUCGUGCAGCACGUGAAGCCAGCCUCCGAGAACAGCAGCAAGCCAAGAAAGAUGGAGUCCUUGAUUUCCGAUCGAGGCUUUCUCCAACUAAAACGCAAAACUACAAAGCCCCAGACGAACUCAAGGAAACGAUCCUAGCAGGAAAAUCUGCCCUUCAAGAUCGCGGUGGACCCCAGAACUACAGACCACCAAACGAAUUAAAGCAGAAGGUAUUGGCUGCUAAAGCUUCCCUUCAGGAUAGGGGAGGCCCGCAGAACUAUAAAGCGCCAAAUGAGCUUAAAGAAGUGGUCGCAGCCGCUCGUGGCAGUUUGCAAAUGAGCAGCGGACCCCAAAAAUAUCAAGCGCCUGACCCGUUAAAAGAGACAGUCUCCGUCGCUCGCUCACAUCUACGCCCGUCAUCUCCUGUAAAAAACUCCCCUAUUUCCCCCCCAGCGAAGCCGUCGUUUGGGCGUGCUGCAACUAUUCCAGUUAGCUUGGAAGGAAACACCAAUGCACCAUCACGCCGACCAGAUAGUGGUGACGCAGUUUUUGAGGGAAAGGAAAACCCAAUGCCUGCUGUCUCCAAGCAAACUACCGCUCCAGCUAGAAUAGUAAAGUCUGGGGGCAAAUUGGCGGAUCGUUUCAAUCCGGGGCUCGCUGGUAUACUCUCUCGGGGUCCAAUGGGGAUGGGUAAACCUGGUUCCAACAGUGGUUCAUCUUCAACCUCUAAUACAUCGAAACCAGCUUCGAAGGAGUCUGCAGAAGGGCCGCAACUUACCCACAUGACUAAGGGUCGUGCCCGUGGACCAAGGAGGCGCGCCCCUGCCACAGCUUCUUCUUCUUCUUCUUCCUCGGCUGUAAAGGGGCCCAGGAGACAAAGAUCGAGUCUCUCUCCACAUCCCAGAUCUUCCAAUCCUACACGGAGGUCCCUGGGGCAGAAUGGGUUGGGAAAUAGACCAUUGUCUCCAGCUCCUAUCACCCCCCGCAAACCCUCUGCAGUAUCCAUCCAAUAUGAUGACCAGGAAGAGCCACAGAGCUCGGGGGAAAGGAAAGAAAAGCCACCAACCCCUGCUAAAUCGCCGCUGUUGAGGGCCAAAAGCUCAACAUUCAAUAUCCGUGAUAGCCUCCCAAGUCUCAACUCCAAUCCUACUACGCCGAUAACUAAGCCAAGGGCAUCGUUGAAUUCUAAGAGCACAGAUGAAGAGGACCCCGCUGUCAAGCCACUCUUUUUUACUCCCCAGGAACGUGGAACACGCAGAUUGCCUACUCCGCCGUCCGCGAGUGUUACACCGUCACCCGGCGCUUCCCGUCCUCUUCCACAGUUACCUCUCAAACCCAAGCCGUCAACAGACUCUGAAGCGACGGAAACAAUCAUUGCUCCUUCCGUCAAAGACUCUAUCAGUCGAUGGGGGUCUACAAAUUCAACUCCAGACACUACUCCUCAACGCAAAAGUAUGAUCAAGUUACCCACGUACCAGGACGAAGUCGCAGCAAUGGAGAGUUCUAAGGCAUACAGAUCACCGCAAGCUGGUGGAGCUAGUGGUCCAACUCCCUCCCCACUCCGACUCGGUAGCUCGAGAGCUAUAGACGAGAGCAUUCUCAAUGUUGUAGGUAUUGAUGCCGCCAAAUACCUCUCACAGUUCUUCACUGGUCCUGCUACAAACCCUCCCAAGGGUGGAAUUGACGUUACACUAUUGCUCGAGUCAAAACCAAAGCAAAUCAACGAAUCAGUUCAGACCCUCAAAAAGCAAAUGUGGGAAAUCACUGGUAUUAACGGGAAAAAGGACCAUGUUCCAGUCGGUCAGGAGCAUAUAUUGUAUGAAGACGGUCUUUACAUGUGCCUGCAUUCUUAUAUGGAAAACAACGGAAUGAUGGCGUCGGAAGUUUUCCUCUGGAGCGGCGAUAGAGUCUCCCUCGGAACCGUCGAAGAGGCACAACUCUCAGCUCGACGGUUGGCUCGAGAGUACGAUGGAAGAUUGAUCGUCACCCAACAAGGCAAAGAGGUCCCCCGGUUUAUUGAAGCACUCGGCGGGGUUAUAAUCACUCGUCGUGGAUCUAGGGCUCGAAUUCAACAGGACAUCCCCUACAUGCUCUGUUGUCGUAAAGUCGCAGGGGGUAUCGCUUUCGAUGAAGUUGAUAUCCAUUUCACGAACUUGUGCAGCGGGUUCCCCUACAUUAUUUCAACACCUGAUCGACUGUAUCUCUGGAAAGGCAAGGGCGCAUCAAUUAAGGAACUCCGAGCAGCUCAAGUCGCUUCCUUUGAUCUUGCCGGUGACAACGAAGUCAAGCAGAUUGAUGAAGAUAAGGAGCCUGAGUUUUUUGUCGAAAUGAUGGGAGGUGAGCCUGGAGGCCAGGUGCAUGCACAAUACUGGAGUCUCAAGCCCCAGCAUAUGCAAUACGCUAGCCGCGUCUUUUUAGUGGACCACGAGUCACCAAACUCAGCUGUCGAAAUCUACCCCUUUGCGCAAUCCGAUCUUGACCCAACCAACAUUUACAUUAUUGAUGCAUUCUUCGAGCUUUACAUCGUUGUUGGCGAACAAGCACAAGACAAACGUAUCGACUUCCAACAUGCGCUUCUUUUUACCCAGGAAUACAGCAUCAUGGCAGCUUCAAACGAAGAUCGACCAUUUGUCCCGCCUAGUAAUGUUGUCCUCGGGGGCGCGCCAAAAGAACUCAAAGUCGUAUUCAGAAGAUGGGAAGACUCUAAGACCCCAACAGCAUGGCACCCCUCACGAAGUCCUAGUGUCAAGUUAACAAUGGGCUUACGCGAUGCGAUGAGCAUGAUGGAUUUUUGA